Molecule: messenger RNA, 1832 nt
Organism: Macadamia integrifolia
Lineage: Eukaryota; Viridiplantae; Streptophyta; Magnoliopsida; Proteales; Proteaceae
Product: non-specific phospholipase C4-like
Exons: 3
Coding region: 162-1715 (517 amino acids)
Biological process (GO): phospholipid catabolic process
Molecular function (GO): hydrolase activity, acting on ester bonds
Source: RefSeq, a predicted model, not a curated record
UAUAGCUUACAGAACUCUACUUCCUCUCUCUCUCUCUUAUCUCAUCUCUCACCUCUUACGUUCCUCGCACGCACUACUCUUCUUUUCUCUUUAAAAACCACCACCAUCAUUGCCUGCAAAUUAAUCCACUUCAAACUUCCAAUACGUACCCACCAAGAUUAAUGGCGCCUCAACCCACCACCUAUCCUUACCCAAUCAAAACAGUUAUAGUUUUAGUCCAAGAGAACCGCUCUUUCGAUCACAUGCUGGGUUGGAUGAAAUCCCUCAACCAAGAAAUCGAUGGCAUCACGGGAAACGAGUCCAACCCGUUAUCUAGCACCGAUCCCAACUCCAAACGAAUCUACUUCGGCGACAAGUCCGAGUACGUUGACCCAGACCCGGGUCACUCCUACCAGGAAAUCUACGAACAGGUGUUUGGGGUAGCCUGGUCGGAGUCAAAUUCCGGCCAAAAGCUUAAGCCAACAAUGGAGGGUUUUGCUAUGCAAGCUGAGGAGAAGGAGAAGGGUACGUCGGAGACGGUGAUGAACGGGUUCAGACCGGAUGCUGUUCCAGUUUACAAGGAGCUGGUUUCGGAGUUUGCGGUCUGUGACCGGUGGUUCGCAUCUAACCCGGCAUCGACUCAGCCGAACCGUUUGUUUGUGCACUCAGGGACGUCGCAUGGAUUGACUAGCAACGAUUCCAAGAUCCUUAUCGAAGGGUUGCCGCAGAAAACAAUAUUUGAAUCGCUGGAUGAAGCUGGGUUCUCUUUUGGGAUAUAUUAUCAGUACCCACCUGCAACUCUAUUCUACAGGAAUCUUAGAAAGUUAAAGUAUAUAGGAAAUUUCCAUCAAUUUGAUUUGGAAUUUAAGAAUCAUUGCAAGGAGGGAAAGUUGCCAAACUAUGUGGUGGUGGAACAAAGAUACUUUGAUUUAAAAAUACUACCAGGGAAUGACGAUCACCCCUCACACGAUGUCUCGGAGGGCCAAAAGUUCAUUAAGGAAGUUUACGAGGCACUGAGAUCAAGUCCACAGUGGAAUGAAAUAUUGUUCGUAAUCACAUAUGAUGAGCAUGGUGGGUUUUAUGACCAUGUCCCAACUCCAGUAAAUGGAGUUCCAAGUCCAGAUGGUAUAGUGGGUUCUGCUCCUUACUACUUUCAAUUUGAUCGUCUUGGCGUUCGAGUCCCAACUAUCUUCAUUUCUCCAUGGAUCGAGCGAGGAGUAGUGAUCCAUAGCCCUUCUUCAGGGCCAUAUCCUACAUCACAGUUUGAACAUUCCUCUAUUCCAGCAACAGUGAAGAAAAUAUUUGAUCUCAAGGACUUCUUAACCAAACGUGAUGAGUGGGCUGGAACUUUUGAAACUGUAUUGACAAGGGAAACUCCAAGAACAGACUGCCCAGUAACAUUACCGGAACCAGUGAAAAUGCGGGUGGCUGGUGCAAAAGAGGAUGCAAAGCUAAACGAUUUUCAACAGAUAUUAGUGCAAUUAGCGGCUACAUUGAAUGGUGACCAUAAGAAGGACAUUUUUCCAGAUAAGUUAAUAGAGAACAUGAGAGUCGGAGGAGCUGUUAAGUAUUGUGAGGAUGCCAUGAAGAAAUUCUUAGAAGCAUCUGAGCAUACCAAGAAAAAUGGAGCCGAUGAGUAUGAGAUUGUUGUGUGUUCUACUCUAUCCACUACUCAACGCCAACCCUCUAAGACCAUUAUCCACAAGAUGUUUAGUUGUUUUAGUUGCAUCAAUUGAUAGCUACAUUUGUUAGCUAGAAAUCAUAUAUUCCACUAUGUUUUGCAUUUAAUAUUAAGAUUAUUUAAUGGGCCUAAACUUAUAAGUCAUUUAAGGAUGAAAUGGGCUACUUCAAUA